AUGGGCCCCUGUACCGCCUCCUCAUGCUGCUGCCAGGCCCGUAAUCUGCCAUGGGCCCCCGUACCGACUCCUUAUGCUGCUGCCAGGCCCGUAAUCUGUCAUGGGCCCCUGUACCGCCUCCUCAUGCUGCUGCCAGGUCCAGAGUGUGUCAUGGGUCCCUGUACGGCCUCCCAUUGCUGCUGUCUCCAUCGCCACACUCUGCCAUGUGCCACUUUCAGGUCUCCUCACACUGCUGGUGGGUUCCAUUUUGUCAUAGGGUGCUGGCAGAUUACGGGCCUCCCAUUGCUGCUGCCAGGCCCGUAAUCUGCCAUGGGCCCCCGUACCGACUCCUCAUGCUGCUGCCAGGCCCGUAAUCUGUCAUGGGCCCCUGUACCGCCUCCUCAUGCUGCUGCCAG
Messenger RNA from Staurois parvus, 395 nucleotides. Lineage: Eukaryota; Metazoa; Chordata; Amphibia; Anura; Ranidae. The record is from the annotation of a GenBank genome assembly.